Messenger RNA from Rhizophagus irregularis DAOM 181602=DAOM 197198, 889 nucleotides. RefSeq lists its product as uncharacterized. The record is from RefSeq and is a predicted model, not a curated record. Lineage: Eukaryota; Fungi; Glomeromycota; Glomeromycetes; Glomerales; Glomeraceae.
GUUAUAAAAAGAAUGGACAUUGAAUUUAUUGGAUUAUUUAUUAUCUAUAAACUAUGAAUUAGAAUUACAGGGAUGCGGAAAAAAUAAAAAAUUAUUUAAAUAGAGCUAUCACGAAUUCUUUUUCUCUCAUAAAAAAAAAAUAAAAAUGAAUAAUCAUUCCCAUUGCGAACAUAUUAUAGCAUGUCUUAAAUGCAAUGAAUUAUUAACACUACCAAAUGGAACAAUAUCAGAGACUACUACUAAAGUCACAUAUCCGGGUCAAAAUUGUGUGAAUUUUCUUUAUUGUGGUGAAUCAUAUUUCGCAAAUUUAUUAAGUGUAUUUCAACCAACACGGGACACUUAUCCAAGUUUACCUUCAUUAUUAUCAUUUACUCCAACUAACGAACAUCAAAGAAAAGUUAUUAAUAAUAAAAAUAGGCAUGUUCCAUAUAAUAUUCCCUCAAAUUUUGCACGUAAUGAAAACAAAAAACCUAUUAGUUUUGAUUUAAUUUUUAUUGAAGAUAUUGAUGAUAAAAGACCAAUACCUAAAAAACCUGAAAUAGUAAAACAUUGUUUUGAGAUUGAUUCUAGAGAAGAAAUCAAAAAAUCUGUCGAAAAAAUUUUUUCUAAACUAAAAGAUAAGGACUGGGAAUUUCUUAGGUGUGAAUCAUUUAAACUAAUACCCGCUAAUAUUCCAUGGACUAUUGGAGAAUUAGAAAGAAUAUCGGGUUCUAGGAAAAAGUUAUAUAUAGGUUACAAAAAACGACCCUACUCAUGAGAAAAUUAGUUUUUGAUUUUAUUUUUUUUCACUUUUCAUUUUUACAAAUUUAUUAGAAAUCAUUUAGUAAUAUUUAAUCCUCGUUUGUUAUUUAUUUUUAGUUUAUUAGUUAAAAAACUCGAAAAUUUUCUU